GGGCCAGCUCCUGUCGGAACAAUCAUCCACCUAGCAGCACUGGCACCAGCACCCCACCGACUCGUGUGUAACUGUGUUGGUACCAUCGCCCGCAGUCCACACGUUCCGUGCGUGUCGGUUAGGUCUCUCGACUGUUGUUGGUGGAUUUGGAACUGCUGGGCUGCUGCUGCCACACUAUACUGGGGGGAGGCAGAGGCCGUCCGUCAUCGUCGUCGUCGUCGUCGUCAGUUAUGCGAGUUACACCAUCACCAUCGGGGGCGCCGAACGUUUUUCUGCAAAGUGUGGCCGAGUUGUGGACAGAACUUUUUUUCUGUGCGUUCCUGCGGGAAGGCACGGUACAGGACUCCGCAGCCGCGUGGUUCCGCGGAACGAGUUACGGUGCGAUUGGAUUUCGGUGGAUUGUUGGAGAAGGAAUUUGAAAACACUUCCUGUGAAAAUUUAGGAUUAGCUGAUGGGAGAUAAUUUUCUCGAUUGAACAACCAACCAGCCAGCCAGAGCAAUAUAUGCAGGCAGUGAGUGAGUGUGGAAGUUGAAAAGUUAAAAUAUAUGUAUGUGAUACAGCACCAGCAGCAGAAGCAGCAGCAGCAAAAAAGUGAAUGAUUGAGUAAGUGAAAAAGAGACGUCGAAUAAUAAGAGUGCGCCCCGUUUGCGGAGAGGGAGCAAGAAAAAGUCACAAGUGACAGCGCCAGCACGGUGGAGCUGUCAGUGCACGAGAAAAACAGAGAAGAGAAAGAGAGAGAGAAGCAAGUGUGUGCCGCCGAGUGCGAGAGAAGAUAGUAGUAUAAAAAUAAAAACAACAACAUCAGCAGAGCGGCAACGACAACAACAAAAACAACAACAGCAGAAACAACAAGAAAAGCAAAACGAACCAGCACCAAUACGCCGACAGAAACGUCAAUCCGGAACAGACGGUGGUGCUGGCACGACUACUACGGCCGGCCGCGCUGGUCCGCGAGGAGAAUUGAAAAUAAAGUAAAUAAUAAUAAGCAGCAGCAGCAGCACCAGUCGCGCAAGUGUCAGUGCGCGAGCGAGAUUUCGAAGUAGUUGUUAUUUCUUGGGUGGAAAAAGAGGCGAAUUUCGGUAGUAAGAAGAGUGUGCUGUUGGGAAGAAGAAGAAAGGAAAAAAAAAUCAAGUGAUAAUAGAGUAAUCAGUGGUUUUCUUUUUUUUUUGGUUCCGUUCAAUACACAUAUAUCGCCUUUUAUUGUUCGGUUGUUUGAUUUUUGUACUUGUGCAUUCGCGAGCGAUUCCAGCACACACAGAGAGAUAUACAUGGUUUAUCUAUAUUUACACACGCGGCAAAGCCUGGAAGAGUGAUAUCACACACUGCUAGAGCGAGAAGAGUUGAGUUGAGUGAAGAAAAAAAAAGCAAGCAAGCACCAAGAGUGAAGCAAAAGUACUGUCUCAUCGCGCACGAAAUAGAGAAAUUUUUCCUUUCCGCCGAAUGUCGACGGCGGCCGCGACGGCCAGGGCAGCAGUCAGGGGUACCCCAGAAGCCGCAAGUCAUCCAAGAGUUUAACGCCGCCCCCCCUCGCAACAGCGCGGCACCCCAUGUAAAAAGGGUCCCCGUCUCGUCCGCGGAGACUGGACACACGGGACAGAAGGGACUCCCCGCAAAGGAGGUCAAACGUCCUGUGAAUCGAGACCACACAAACUCAGAAUGGAUACCGGAGGUUACGUGUUGAUGAAUGGGGACGCUGGUAAGAUGGCCACAACGGCUGCGGUUUAUCCGGCCGGCGCGGAAGCCAUCAUCACCGGUGGGAUGGCUGGGUUGACGCUGGUCGGACCCCAUCCGCCCCAGGCCACACACCUCACGGUCGUUCCGGCGAUUCCUACGGCCGUUCCCGUCGUGGCGGCGGCGACGGCCACCAACGAUUACACCGUCAUGAAUGGCGGCACCAUCAGCAGCAGCAGCAACAACACCUCCACCAUCACCGCAAACAGCAGCAAUAAUAACAACAAUCACAACAACAGCAGUAACGAGCCGGCCGCCGGUGAUUACUACGGGGACGCUUCCGCUUCGUCAACGGUGGUUACCACAAACAACAGCAGCAGCGCAGUGAACAAUAACAACAGCAGCAGCAGCAGCCCACAGAACCAGAGCAGCACGGGUGCUAUCGCCGGAGCCCAAGUCAACGCCACCACCAGUACCACCAGUGAUAGUAGUAGUACCGAUUACAGCGGUAUGCCUUUAGAUCAGCUGAAGCAGCAGCUGCAGACGCAGCUCGAUUACUAUUUUUCGAGAGAAAAUCUAGCCAACGACACAUAUCUGCUAUCCCAGAUGGACAACGACCAGUACGUGCCGAUCUGGACGGUGGCCAACUUCAACCUGGUGAAGAAGCUCACCAAGGACCUCAAGCUGAUCACGGACGUGCUGCGCGAGUCGCCGAACGUCCAGGUCGACGAGGAGGGCCUCAAGGUGCGCCCGAACCACAAGCGGUGCAUCGUGAUCCUGCGCGAGAUCCCGGACAACACCCCGAUCGAGGAAGUUAAGAACUUGUUCCAAGGUGAAAACUGUCCCCGGUUUAUCUCGUGCGAAUUUGCUCACAACAACUCCUGGUACAUCAUGUUCGAGUCGGACGACGACGCACAGCGGGCGUUCCGAUAUCUGCGCGAGGAGGUUAAGGAAUUUCAGGGAAAGCCAAUUAUGGCGCGAAUAAAGGCCAAACCGAUGAACAGGCUUCCGAUCCCGUCCGGGGUGCCGCUGAAGAACGGCUUCCGGACGACGCCACCGCCGGCCACGGGGACUGCGGUGGCCGUUCCGCCGGGUGCCCCGGCAGCUGCCGUGGCGGUUGCGACUGCCGCAGCGGCUGCGGCCGGUGCUGCGGUGUACGAUCCGACGCAGGCGGCAGCCGCGGCCGCUGCCUUCCCCGGCCAGCAGCGAUACAUUGCCUUGCAGCACAACCCGGGCGCGCUACCGCAGGGUGCGGCCGUUCCGGCUUACAACGCGCAGCUUCACAUGUUUCCAUUCCAGCAGCAAUUUUAUCCCGGCAUAAUGCAACCGUGGCCAGCGGCGCCCCCGCCGGCACAAAACUACUACGACCUGAGCACGUUCGUCACGAGCAAUGGGUUGGCGCCGCAGGUUACGUUCGCCACGACCAAGCAACAAAACGGUCGGUACAACGUUCAGGGUGGUGGAGUGACCGGAGCUCACCGUGGAGGUAACAUCCGGAGCAAACGACAGCCGAAUCCUUCGAUACCGGGCGCCAGCAAUGAGCACCGAGCCGGUGGUGGAGCUCCUGCUGGAGGAGCGAACGGCAGUCAGACGUCGGUUGGGGCCAACGAGCGGGUAUCGAAUCAGCAACAACCGCCGCACUACCAACAGCAGCAGCAGCAGCAACAAUCACAAUCACACUACCAGCCGCAAGCGGGUGGCGGUGGCAAGGGAGGUGCCUCCCUGCUGGGUCACGGAGGCAAGUCGUCCUACCACAAGGAUGCAACUAUUGUGCCACAUUAUCAACAUUACCAGCCACAGCAGCAGCAGCAUUACAGCAGCAAUCACCAGCAGCCGUCGUCGGUGCCGCAUCAUCACCACCAAUCGCAACAGCAGCAACAGCAACAAGGUGACGAAACUACGACGAACGUCAGCAUGCGCUCGAACAGUAACGCCGAUCACUACCAGCAACAGCAACAAGCGGACGAUGGAAACAGUGGCUACAGCAGCUUGCCGUACAACAGCGGCAGGAACAAGGACCUGUCCAGUGGUCCGUGGGCAUCGAACCAGUCGAGGCGCCACACGCGACGAAGAAAAGACGACAUGGACAGCGGCGGUGGCACUCUGUACACUAACACAAGCAUCCGAACGAGCAACAUGAGCUACACUAGUAAUAGUAAUAAUCUUAGCAGUAGUAUGAACAACGGUGCAAACAUAAAAGUUAUAAACACAACUAGUCUCAAUCAAUUGAUACCGUCGUCCACCGGGGGCGGCGGCGGCGGACCUCCGCACGGUCGUGGACCACGCGGCGGGACCGGAAACAGCGAAUCCCUUCACAGUACAGCGUCGGGAAACGCGAUUGCGUCGAUGGGUGGCGAAGCUGGCGGCGGUGGUAGUGGACACCACAGUCAUCACAGUUCACACGGGGCUGGCGGCGGCGGUUACCAUCCCCACCACCACCGGAGUGCGAUCGCUACUGGGUUUCACCAGCAGCAGCAGCAGCAACAACAGCAGCAGCAACAUUCGCACUCCCAUCACCACCAGCAGCAACAGCAUCUGCAACAGCAGCAGCAGCAACAGCAACAGCCGGCAGCUCAGCAGCAGUCUCAUCUGCAGCAAUCGUCGAGCAGCGCCGCCGGCGGCUUCCAGCAGCAGCAGCAACAACAGCAGAAUGCCGUCUCCACCCAAUCGACGCAAUUCGACCUCGAACAAGCUGCAUUUCCGCCCCUUCCCGGCCACGAUGACAAUACCGGCGGGCGCAACAAGCACCACCACUCGCGCGCCGAUCACCAACAUGGCGGCCAACAUCAGUCGCAUGCCCAGCAACAUGCCACCGUAUCGUCCGGUGGUAACCAUGGUUCCUCUACUGAUAAUGCCUCGUCCGGCUAUGCUGGGGCAGCCGCUGCCGCCGGCGCUGUUCCCGACGUUUCGGCCCAUCCUCCGCCGGUAACGGCCUGGGGUGGCGAAAGUCGGCUAGCCGAUGUCGUUAAAGGAACCGCACCCGCAACGAAUGCCUCAUCGAAAGCGAAACCCAGCGUCAACACAACGUCCCCUCCGCCGUCUCAGCAGCAGCAGCAGCAGCCAGCAUCCCAAAGCACCAACACCAGUGAGCUUAGUCAAAAAAACGCCACAGCUUCGGCAGCUGCCACUUGCGAGGUGAGCGCAGCCGCCGGACGUGACCAGCCGCCUUCUUCUUCAGCCGUCGAAUCUGGUACCACCAGCAAGAGCAACGAAUCUGCUUCAACGGCCACCACUAUCAGCAGCAGCAGCAGCAACAAUAACUCUAGCAAAGUAUCCACAUCAACUUGCCACUCAUCUGUGAUAAAAUGUACAACUAGUACGUCUGCAAGCGCCACUGCUGAUAAAUCCACAAAGACUGACGAGUCAUUGCUACAAGCGAAUGGCUCGGAAUCGACGCCAGCGGUGUCCACCUCGGCCGCACCAGCUCGCAAGGCGGCAGCAGACUCGGCCAACAGUCCGCCGACGACGACGAACGCCGCCACGAUGACCUCGACCGAGUACGUGCUGGCGGCGUCCGCGUCCACUUUGUCCUCCUCCUCUUCCGGCGGUCACACCAAGUCGUACACCAGCACCACCACAAGUGCGUCGACCGUGGCGGUGACGUCCGCGUCCACAAUGACCGUACCGGUGUCGAAGGCCGAAAAGAGUGGCAAAACCACCGGCGCCAAGCACCCCAAAUCGCCAACCGUUCCUCCGACGGUGGCCGCUGCCGUUGCCUCGUCCGCGGGCUCUUCCCACCAGGCCGCAUCGGCUGCGCAGCAAGCCUCGGCCCCACCACCGUUUUCACUGCAAAAUCAUCCGCCGCUGGGUGGCGUUGCGGUUCCCAUUCCGGAACCGCCCACCACGGCCCAGCAGCAAUCUCAGGUACGCCUCAGCUACGCCCAGGUCGCGCAACACCUCAAGGAGCAACAGCUGAAGGAGAAGGAACACCACCCGGAAGGAGGCGCUGCUGCCAAAGCGACCACCGCAACCGUUGAGAAGGAGAACAACGGCUCGGCGCAGCAAUCGGGGGGAGGUGGCGCCACCGUAGUCGCAAGUGCGGCAACCGCCGCGGCCAGUAGUGGCGCUGCCGCUGCUGCUGCCCACCAAAAGAAGAGGGAUUCUCAGCCAAUCUCAAGACUGUCUACGUCGUCGCAGCACAGUAACGACGGGUUUAGGGAACAAAGAGACAUUCGCACCAACGCCAACAACUCUGCCAACGCCCGCAGCAGCACCGCCGCCGCCGCCGCCAAAGACAUCCGACCAUCGGCCUCGGGAGCUGCUGCCGGUGCAACCACCUCCGCUACCUCCGGCACUUCCACCGGAACGGCAUCCUCCGUCGGUCAUCGUGGCGAAGCCAACAACAACAGUCUGAAGGCUCCGAACGCGUCGUCCGGUCGGACGGCACGGCCCCACCAGCUGAAGGACUACGUUCACGCGCCGCAGCCGCAGCAGGGUCCGCGUAGUCCCAAAUGAUGACGCUUAAUCUGGAUUUAAGGGUCGGCCGUGAUGGUGGCGUCGUCGUCGUCGUCGUCGGCCCACGUUGUUAUUGUUGGUGAGCUGGAGGAGCGGGAGAUGGUGCGUAGCUGAGGGUUCAGUGGGGGGAGGGUUCAAGUUGUGUUUUUGUUUGUUGUGUAUAUUGUUAUCGUCGGGGGGGCGAAGGGAAGGGACGUUGCGUGGGAGGAUGAUGGUUGUGCGCAGAAAAAGUUUAACUUUUUUCCUUUUUUUCGUUGAUUUUUUGUGUUAAGUUGAUAGAGCGCGUGUGGGUUUCAGAGAGUUGCGAAAGGGGGGAUUUCGUUUGAGGAGGAGAAUGGAAAGGAACGCGACGUUCCUUGCGGGGUGGGAAUUUGGACAAUGACUAAGGGCCUAGAGAGAUCUCAUGCAAACUCUACCGUCGGAAUGUGUUGAAAUUUUGACCAAAAGCGAGCGAAUCCAGAUUUGACGGAGCACAACUCCCAGUCCUAUUGAUUAUUAUUAUUUUCUUUCUUUCUUUUUUUUUCAUUAAUUCUUGUGACAAUUUUUAGGUGUAGAGAUGCUGCGCUAGCGCAGACGUAAUGACUUUCGCACGUGUUCUAUAAUUUAGGAGAAGGGUACGCAAGCAGAAAUCAUUAGCCAGAGAGAAAAAAAAGCCUUUCCGUGAACAUUUUGGACUAACUAACACGAAAGCGCUGAUAAAAAUUUAUUCAAACUUGGAGAAACGAAAUUUGUGAUGCUUUCUUUUGCUCAAGCUUUUCGUCUUAUUUUCAAAAAUAAAAGCAAACUGCCCUAGAGCUCAGCUAUAACGUAAAAAAGGAAUAAAAUAAUGUUUUCCCUUUGAACUGACCCUUCAAGUCCCAUUCAUAAUUUCCUCCGGAAAUAUUUACCCUUAUCCACAGGGAAACAGACGUAAAUUCACCAAUCACUCCUCACUAGUGCUAGUUGUGAACAGCAGAAAAUGUUUGAUAGUGUGCGAGUUUCAAGCAACUGUCAAACGCGUUGUGGUGAAUUCAGAGUGCCGUGGUGAGUUAUUCAAAUUGACCUUUAAAUUGCUGGUUGAUGGAUUUUAAAAGAGAUUUACGUCUGCUUAUCUGUGCCUUAUCCCUGAGACCACAUCUUUUGUUGAUGUUAAACUAUAAAAAACAAGUGAAACAAAAAAAAAAUCCUAGUCUUCUAUAUUGUUUAUACUUCCACGUCAAGUGGGUCAAAUCUAAAGCAAAAAGAAAACUAUUUAAUCUGUGUUUAUUUUCCUAUUUUCCCUUAUACUAUCAUCACUAUUAUCAUUAUUAUUUCUAAUAUAUUCCAAUCUUAAGCAGUCCUCCCUUCUUUCUAUUAUCGUAGUAGCUAACGAAACGAAGAGAGAACACGAAAAUCGCAUAACCACAAUUACUUUUAAGUGCAAAACAAUGCACAGAGACUAUUGAAAACCCCCUCUAACACUUUCUGUUUGUUACAAAAAAAAUUUGUUGUUUAUUGAUAAAAAAAACAUGUUUAUUGACUGGUGUGUCACAAACACACACACAGGCCGUGGGCACGGUUCCGAGGCCGCGUGAACCAAUUCUAUGGAAACUCACACUAACUAAAUGAGGAAACAAAACAAAACAAAAAAAACCUAAAUAAGUCAAAGCAUAGUGCGCAGCGAAGCGAGCCAAUAAUACUAGAACGAGACAGAGAGAGCGCGAGAAGAGUAAAUAAUAAAUUUAGAAAAGUAGCCGAAAAAACAACGCGAAUGAGACUGGCUGUUGGUUGGCGCGAGAGUGAGAGAGUGCGAGCGCGAAGUGCGAACGAGAGCGAGAGAGAGAGAUGCAAAGCAAAACUACUAUUUAGCUAUUUUUUCUAUUUAAUUUAAGCAGUAGCCCGAGAUAUAACGAAAGCCGGCAGGAGUUUAGGAAGUGAAGAAAUAAUUUAAAGUAAUACAAAACAAAAAUGUGGUAAUUUAUUAGGAUAACAAAUGAAAUUGACGGCUCUCCAUCCCCUCCCUCUUUCUGUUCGGAGUAAAAUGCAGAACCAUUUAGACUCACACACACUCGGAAGUACACAAAGUAGAGAGAAAACCAGAGAGAGAAAUAUAUUUAACAGAAGUAAAAAAGCAAACCAAUAAACGCAAAUCUUCUAUAGAUAACCCCGUUUCGAAAUAAAGCAAGUGUAGAAAUGUAUAACCUCUUCCGGGACUAGGCAAGCGACAACCACAAACCAAAACAAACAAAUUAAAAAAAAACUUUUUCGUUCCUGGCGAAACAAAUUUCCAAAAAAAUCAAGGCGAUUUCCACCCCUCGAACCGCGCAGUUCAAAACGCAGAAUUGUAUACACUUAGCCCGUAAGAAAGAGCCAAAUUUUCCAAAUAAUCCAUGUUCUCGUAGCAAACAACUAUAUCUCGACGUGCGCGACAACUCACAAAACGCAAAUAAAGAAUACUUGGGGAAGUUAACGAUGAUGAUGUGAAGAGAGUGAGCGAUUUUUGUUGCCUUAAAAAGUCCUAAUCAAUACUGUGUGAAUGAGGUAAACGUUACUCAAAUUAAAGCGUGAUUGUGUGUGUGUCUAUAGCAAACCCCUUUUUAGCGCAGAGGACAGCCUGAUGUAAUCGUGUAAAAAAAAAGUUAGCAUAACUGUGACCGUUCGAGAUUGGAGAUCGCUUUUGGUGGAAUGAAUUGUUGCUUUAAUUUUAUUAAACAUGUAUUUGGUUAAAUAUAUGAUAAAAAAAAGUUGCAAAAUUUCAAAAGCUCUGUAAUAUUUUUUUCCAGAUUUUUUAUAUCCGUCAAUUUAAGUGCGGUGAUUUGGCUUUCAAAGCCGUUUUGUACGGUAUGUCCAUGCAUCCUUCCACCCCUGUAGGUUCUGUGAAAUGUGAUCCGUUCAAAGAAUCCUCUCUGUGGCAAACACAACGCAGUAAGGCUGACCGCUGGGCUGGAAAAAUCUACUUCAAAUGAGUUUAGUGACCAGUCUUUGAGAGAGCGGGAGAGAGAGAGAGAAAUCUACACGCUCGUUUCUCAUUCUCAUUUCUGGAAGAUUUCCACCGUAAACGGUCAAAAAAUUUGCUCCCGAACAUCGCAAAACAUUGCUCAUCUUCGAAAAGAGACAACCCAUUGUUUGACGUAUAACGUUUAACCUGCAAAUUUAGUAAUUCGGAAAUUCGCCAAAACACAUGUGCAUGAGAGAGGAGAAUCAGCUCUUUCGAGUUUUUCUCUUGAUGAGCGUGAAGAGAACUCUUUUGAUGGUGAAGAUUCUUCUAUCGCUGCUACUCAGCAAUGAGUUUUUAAAGUUUUCACUCGCGAGUAUUUGUUUGAGUUAGAUUUGGGAGAAAUUAAAAUUACUGAAAAAACAUUACCAACAUUAAUUUCUAGUAGCGGAGUAGGAACAAAAUUCCAGACAAAAAUUGAGCGAAAAAUACUCAGUUGUUUCCAAUGAGCAUGUACAGUGAGCAACUCUCUUUAUUAUCUCACUCUUUGCAAAUCUUGUAAAUAAUUAUGUAUUUUUUCAAGAUAUUUGUGUGAAAUCAAAAGUUUUCACUGAUACAUUGCACCGGCGAAACGUCAAUUUCACUUAUAUAAGGAAAGGUGGGUUUUCCAGCUGCCAAAAAUCAGCACGAAACCCGAAUUUUUGUGGAGAUUUUCAGAAUAGUUAAAUUUUGACCAAUUUACGGGAAAAUUUCACAGGUUUGUUUUUCCAUAGGGUUGUGCCAAACCAGAUAAAAAAAUUAAAACGAAAAAAAUCCAAAAUCAAGAAAAAAUGCAACUAAAAACUUUUUUGAUCCAAAUUUUGCAUGACAAACAACCCUUAAAAAAAAAACCGGUGAAAUUGACCCGGAAAAUUAAAAGCUUUUCUAAAAAUCUCCAUGUAAAAUCCGAUUUUCGUGCGAACUAUUUUUAAAAGCUGGAAAUUCGCCUUACCUUAUUUAAUCUAUAUGCCUUGGUUCAUCUACGAAACAUGACAGGUCAUUUUUGGCGUUUGACGUUUCUCCUGCGAAUGUAGUAGUAGAAUCGGUAUUUCUCCGAAAAAUCAAGAUUUUUUUUAACUUUUGACCGAUAUUUCGCCCUUUUCAAAAUUUUCUCUUUAUGAGCGUGAGAUUGAGAUUCUUCUAUCGCUGCUAUUCAGCAAUGAGUUUUUUAAGUUUUCAAUCGCGGUUGAGUUAAUUUUGCGCGAAAUUGGUUAACCUCAGUCAUCAUUCUGGUAAAAUGCAACUAAAUUCUAGUGAAACUGCGUUCCCGAGAAGUUUCGGGUUUGGCAAAAUUUGAGUGAAAAUUAAUCAGAAUUGAGUUUCUUCCAGUGAACGUGUAGAUUGAGCAACUCUCUUUCUCUCUCUCUCUCUCUCUCGCGAAAUAUUGUGAAUGAAUAAUCCAUCCUUCAAGAUUUUACAAAAAAUCGAUCUCACUAAUACAUUCACGUCAUACGCCAAAAAUCGGGUCGGCACUCUUUAUAGACGAUAAUUUUUGUUUUUUGCAUUUUUUCAUAAAUUUUACAUGAUUAUAUUUCAUGUUUGUAUUACUAAAACAAAUUUUAAAAUUUGUAACGCCAGGAACAAUGCUGAUAAUUCGUUUUUCCUUCUUCCUUUCCGCAAUUCAUCGUGGUUUGCCUUUCCUUAGAGGUUAGGAUAAAUAAAUUCACGACACACAAAAAAAAAACAACAACAACAAAAUAGUGACAAACAAAACAAAUUAUUUAAACCACGAAUGGAAAAGAAGGGGUAGGAGAAGAGGAGGAGGCAUAUGAAACAAAAAAAAGAAACUCUAGUUGUUAUAUAUAAUAAAUUCAACACACACUAAAGAGAACUAAUGAACUAAACAAAACGAGCAGCAAAAUCCAGAAAAAUAGAAAUCCUAGGAGCAAAACAUAUUAAUGAAUUGAGGAUAAACACAAUGUGCAUUAGGAAGAAACCAACCAUUUUUUGAGCAACAGUGUGAAGGUAUGUUUGUUCGUAAACAGCUUAGUGACUUUUGUUUAGCUCUAUUAUUUUCUCUUCGUUUUUUUUUGGCGACACGCAGUUUGUGGCUGCUGCCGCGCUAUUUUUUGUUUGUUUUCGUUUUCGUUUUGUUCUUCUUUGUGUAUAUUGCGUAAGUAGGUUCUACUAUUGUGUAAAGUUGUACAUUACUUUUGUUUUUGUUUUUCUUCUUCUAUUAUUUUUGUUUCCUACGACGAAGAAGCAGCGCAAUUUCCGCGGAAUUCGAUUUCAUACCUCUGUUUUCAAGCAAGUGCGCAGCAGGCAAACGUUAGUUUAGAAUUACAAGUAAAACAUUUACCUUUAUUAAAUGUGCCGUUUCACGGCCACGUAAACUAUUAUUUAUUUCUUAACGCACCUAUUUUAUGCUUUCUUUUAUAAAUAUAUUACAGAAGAAACAAACCAUGCUAGAUCAAUGAAGGCAAAAAUUGUGUAGGAAUUCAAAACAAAAAAAAACGAAAAUCCCUUCUAGUUUUUUUGUCACCGGUUUCCCAACUGUGGUGUGUGCACAUAACGAAAUGUAGCGCGUUGGAAGAGAACGAAGUAGGAGUAAGCAACACAAAAAACUGAAUUAAAUCCAAGAAUGUACUGCCAAUGCAAAGUAGCGCGAAGCUGACGAACUAGUAAUGUUAGGAAAGCGAUAUACAAAAGAGAAAAAAAUGGGCGUGGCGCGUACUCGCGAUCCUCUUCUGGCUCUCCGAUUCGAAUCAAAGAGUCUGGAAGGGGGGGCCACAGCAGGAUGGAAAAUCUUUCGUUGAUUUUAGCUUUUUUUUGUCUUGCGGGGAGCAAACCAGGGAAAGCACAAUCUCUCAGAAUCGGAACUGUAAUGCUCGAACGAAGACUAGUUUUGGAAAAGCGAAAGCGAGAUGGCGUGCGCAGCGAGCUGAGAGGGAAUGCGCGGUGUUAGGAAAACAAAUAAAUUUAAAAAAAAAACGCGAGAAAUAGAGAACGAUGAAUUACCAAUUGCUUUUUAAUUCUUAAGGGACAUUAAAUUGUUUGUUUUUAUUUUGCUAGGAAUUAUGGAAUUAAGAAAAUAUAAAUAUACACAAGGCGAGGAAGAAGGGCGCACACGCGGGGGACACUUUCACACACACAUAACACAAAACGAGCAAACGAAGUGAAGCUAAAAGCGGUGAUCCCAGCGUUUGUGUGCCUUUCCCUCGUGGGAUGGAAAUUUUGAAAAUUAAUUUAAAGAAAAAAAUGGGGGAAUUAUCUAAUUGGUAAAGAA
Molecule: messenger RNA, 12285 nt
Organism: Culex pipiens pallens (northern house mosquito)
Lineage: Eukaryota; Metazoa; Arthropoda; Insecta; Diptera; Culicidae
Gene: Larp4B
Product: la-related protein Larp4B
Exons: 10
Coding region: 1658-6127 (1489 amino acids)
Biological process (GO): positive regulation of translation
Cellular component (GO): cytoplasmic stress granule; cytosol
Molecular function (GO): mRNA 3'-UTR binding
Source: RefSeq, a predicted model, not a curated record